Molecule: messenger RNA, 2002 nt
Organism: Penaeus monodon (black tiger shrimp)
Lineage: Eukaryota; Metazoa; Arthropoda; Malacostraca; Decapoda; Penaeidae
Exons: 2
Coding region: 463-1581 (372 amino acids)
Source: RefSeq, a predicted model, not a curated record
CAUCAUCAUCGUCAAUAUAAGUCUUAGUAUUAGCAUUGAUAUCAUCAUCUUUAUCAUCAUAAUUAUCAUUGCCAUUAAUAUUCGUUCAAGGUAGGCCAUCAACAAGUAGGUUAAAGGAAGAAGCAAAGCGAAGGAUCUAAAAGGAACGUCACGCGUGGAAAUAGAAUCCUUCCUCAUUCCAACGAAAAAAAAAAAAAUAAACGAAAAAAAAAAAAAAAAACUACAAAAAAAAGAAAUUUUCCGUAACUAAAACCGGGUUGCGUUGUGUCGUUUCUGGCGUGGGAUGAAAAUUAUAUUUAAUAAGCUAUCGUAGUUAGGUUUGCCGUCGCAUUAGAAGGGAGAUUUUAAUGGUUUAUUUACGUAUUGGUAAAUUUGAAAAGAAAAAAAAUAAAGGUUUAGUUUGUUGUUUCUGAAGGAUAAUAGUUAGCGUAACCCGGAUUUAAGAGGAGUGAAGGUCGCUCGAUGAAGGGAGCAACAGCGAUGAGUUCAGGAGUAUGUCCCUUCACGCUCACCAAGAAUCUCCUAUACCACACCCUCCUGACGGGGGUGCUGCUUGUGGUGGCCGUAACGCAGGGCAUCUUUCUUGACGUCUACAUCAUCAGCAACGACCACACGGCCAUCGUCAACUACUUCUGGCUUAUCCCGGACUUUCUGAUGGUGUUCGGGUUUGUGGCGGCCAUGUCCUCAGGGUACAGGAACUGCAAGCUGGAGCAGCACCCGCCCAACGUCAACGUGGAAGGCAAGCGGAAGGAGGAGGGCACCAGGUGGCGGAAAGUGGAAGGCAUUCUGGGCAAGCACGCCAUGCCCUUUUACGUGUGGCUGGUUUACUCCGUGCUGCUGGUGGCCAAAGUGGUCAUCAUCUUCAAGUCGGAGAUCCCCAACAAGAUCAACACUACGGAUGCGCUGAGCCCGCAGCUGCUCAAGAUCGUUCUGUCAUUGUCGUGCAUUGUGUUUGCGCUGCUUGUCGAAGGCCAGGCGACGGUCGGGGCCAGCUCGGAAAGGGAGACGUACAUCAGGUCACUUGCACAAGGGACGGCCAUGGAGAUACUGGACUCGGUUACAUUCAUAUCACUUUUAAUACAGUCAGAGUCAGGAUUUCUCUUCCCUGACUUUAUGGAAAACAUCAUCAUUGCAUUUUCAUGUAUGAACUUCUUCCUACCAGGGAUAGCUUUGGUGAAACUGAGUCGUAGUAAUUAUGGCAACAGUGCUGUCUGUCUGGUAUCCUCUAUUGUUUACAAAAUGAGUCACCUGUGGCUGAUCAACUUCUCGUAUUUUAUCAUCCGAGUCCACCUGUGGGCGGGCUUGUCAAUAUCAGUGUCGCCCUUUAUCGUCAAAAACCUGUGCAACAUGUUCGUCACCAUGAAGUCUGUCUGGGGAGACUUGAAGCAGUUAAAAGUUGUCGUGCACAACUACACGAACCGCAAGAGGCGAGUGCACGGCAACACAGGGAUCACACCAGUCGUCGACCUGAACACUGGAAAUGGCAGUUCGGAGUGGAUGCAAGCAGGAAGUGACAGGUUCGAGGAGAUUGAUCUGAAGAGUGACAUACCACGUGCUAAUGCUGACGUGGUUGAUAAGUAACUACGUAACUUUUUAGAUAUUUUUUUUGAUCUUUGAUUUUUUUUUUCAAACCAGAAAGGCUGUGAUGAUAGAUAGAAUCUGAUAAAUGUGUUAAAAGUUAUGCAAACAUAUCAGAAGAAUUCCUUGGUAAGUGUUUUCUCAUUCAUGAUACUGUUUUAUAAUCAAAAUUAAUGGUUAUAAGCAUUUACCUGAUAACUUGCAGUGAUAUUUCAAAAUAUGGUGUUGGAACUGUAUGAGUACAAGACUCAAGCUUUAUUAUAGCAAAGGAUAAUUGAUAACUGACAUUGACUCUGUUGCUGAUGCUGUUACGACUACUACUGUUAUUACUGUUGCUGCUACUACUACUUAAUACAACUAUUACUUACUAUGACUACUACUUACUACAAAUGCUACUUACUAUGAUUACUACUACUACCACUAA